AUGCCACCUUACACAAUAGACAGCCCCGCGAAGAAGCAGAGCAAAUGGUCGGCAGAAGAGGACGCAUUGAUCAUCGAGCUGCGAGGCAGCGGCAUGAAAUGGGAAGACAUCUCGAAACGGCUACCCGGACGCAGUGCCAUCAGCUGCAGACUACAUUACCAGAACUAUCUCGAACGGCGGAGCGAGUGGGACGAAGAGAGGAAGAACAAGCUAGCAAGGCUCUACGAAAGAUUCAAACCCGACAUGUGGGCGAAAGUGGCUGAAGAGAUGCAAGUGCCCUGGCGUGCAGCAGAGGCCAUGCAUUGGCAACUAGGAGAGGCUGACAUGGCGCGGCGGGCAGGUGUUACUCCUUUCUCCCUGACGGCAACCACUGUCGAAACAUCCACUCCUGGACACCACCACCAGUCGCCGUCUCAGAUGUCCUACCAGCAACAUCCGCUAGCCAUCGCUCAUCACCACUCACAGGGCGGUUUCCGAACAGACACGGGCAGUGCCGGGGGUAGCAUCAGCAGCGGUGCGCUCUCACCUCGGUAUGGACGCGGUAGCGGUAGCAACCCUUCAAUACCCUUACCGCCACCUCCACCCAUGUCCAUGCAUGCCGACCGCCUUGUCACUGGCCUCGGAGGGAGCAGCAGCAGCUCGGGUCGCGGCUUUGGGUCGUCUGGGCGGCGCGAACGAGGCGGCACACCAGUCCGUGGUGGUGGUUCGUUUGGCGGCGGGCCAUCUGAUCCUGCCAAUGCCAUGUAUCAUUACCACCAACACCAUCCACAACAACAACAACAACAUGCGGGUCCCGGACUGCCGCCGAUUCAAACAGGUGUUGGACCGCCCCCUUUGCAGCAACAAGAACGAUCAGGCGGCAGCGGCACGUUGCCCAGUUUUGCGGAGAUUACGACUGGGGUCAGCCCAUACAGCACGCCAGCCUAUUCCCUUGGAGCCAGCCCUGCUCCAAGCAAUACGGACAGCCCCGGGCCAGGCUCUGGUCAUGGCUUGUCCGGUUAUACGACAGGAGGCUAUUGGGCUGGCCCAGGCCCGGAGCCUCCGACGUCCGCUGGGGCUGCUGGGAAGCGCCGUGCUAGUCCCAACUUUGAGCCACGCGAUCACCGCAGACGAUACCUCCAGUCGCCCCGGUACGACGAUGGCCGGGGUGGGGGUCCCCCUGACAGUGGCAUUCACAGAGGGUGA
This is a messenger RNA of Sporothrix schenckii 1099-18, 1185 nucleotides long. RefSeq names its product myb DNA-binding protein domain containing protein. Gene Ontology annotation, cellular component: nucleus. The transcript has 2 exons. Gene Ontology annotation, biological process: regulation of DNA-templated transcription. Lineage: Eukaryota; Fungi; Ascomycota; Sordariomycetes; Ophiostomatales; Ophiostomataceae. Gene Ontology annotation, molecular function: RNA polymerase II cis-regulatory region sequence-specific DNA binding; DNA-binding transcription factor activity, RNA polymerase II-specific. Bases 1 to 1185 code for a protein of 394 amino acids. The record is from RefSeq and is a predicted model, not a curated record.